AUGAAGCCUGAAGAAAUUUCAAAGCAGAAGGAUAUUCUGCAUCAGAUAUCUCAAGCCAGCGAUGCCAUCCGACGGAAGCAUAAGAUGUUGAAGUUGGGUAAAGAUACAGCUGAAAAAGCCAUGGAGGAAAUGUUGAAACCUAUUGUCACACCACUUCAUAGUUUAGUUAAAUCUUCAAAGCUGAAAGAAGAAAAUAUUAAAAAAGAAGAAAAACAAGAAGUUGAAAAACAAGAGGUAGAAAAAUCUUUAUAUGAUGAUCCAGAAGUAUACAACAGUUUAAUAUCAGAUGAUGAAAGUUCACUUAACAACACAUCACUUGCUAUAGCCUCACCACCAGCAUCAACAAGUACUCCAGCGCGUAAAAAUUCUCUACUCAUUAAUUACUUACAACGUUUAAGUAAAAAGCAUAAAGAUAAUGAUAUGAGAUAUGGUGUACGCAGAAAAUAUGGUGAAAUGCAUAUAGGUGAUUCACCUAUUUCAUUUGUAAGUGAUACAAUAACUGUCAAAGACAGAAAUUAUCCAAUAACUCCUGGGUUGUUGGAAUUAUUGUUCAUGAAGACACCGAAAGACACGCUUGUUACGCAAGAUGAUAAGACAAAAUAUUUGGAAAUUAUCCAGAGAACAAAUACUCAUAGGAAAGGUAAUGAUUCAAGUAAAAGUAUUUACAGAGAUUCAACAGACAAGUAUAAGAAAUAUAUUGCUGAUUUUGUUGAAAAGCAUGGUAGAGGACUACCAAAAUAUAUGAUUACCACCAAGACACCUAUGGACUAUGUAUACUGGGAUGAUCCAAAUGAACUAGUUGAUCGUUUACGACUGCUGAUGGCAUCUCAAGCUGCUGGAAAUCCAAGUCACACGAAUGAAAUCAUGUCAAUUAUUGAAGAGCUCAGGGAGGCUGGGGUUAUAUAUUAA
This is a messenger RNA of Cotesia glomerata, 909 nucleotides long. RefSeq lists its product as uncharacterized. The transcript has a single exon. NCBI's taxonomy places the organism in Eukaryota, Metazoa, Arthropoda, Insecta, Hymenoptera, Braconidae. The record is from RefSeq and is a predicted model, not a curated record. Bases 1 to 909 code for a protein of 302 amino acids.